Messenger RNA from Vigna unguiculata (cowpea), 1530 nucleotides. RefSeq names its product ubiquitin-like protein ATG12. Lineage: Eukaryota; Viridiplantae; Streptophyta; Magnoliopsida; Fabales; Fabaceae. Gene Ontology annotation, molecular function: Atg8-family ligase activity. The record is from RefSeq and is a predicted model, not a curated record. Gene Ontology annotation, biological process: autophagosome maturation; glycophagy; piecemeal microautophagy of the nucleus. Gene Ontology annotation, cellular component: cytoplasm; Atg12-Atg5-Atg16 complex; phagophore assembly site membrane.
CUGCCAUGGAAGUCUGUCAUAUAGAUUAAGGAUUGAUUAACCCUUAAGAAAGAUAUUUAAGGUUUGUAAUAGGAAUUAUUGGUUUCAGUGUUAAUCUUGAUCUUAAUCUACUGGAAUCUAUCUAACGGGUCUUCGCAAUGGAUAAAAGGGUUUUUCAAUUUUGAAGAAAAGAAGAGAUUGUUUUGUUUGUGUUGUUUGAGAGCAAGGUUCUUCACGCAGAUCGAUUCUCCAUCUGCGCCUUCCUCUGCGCGCCCAUGGCCGCAUCAUAGCAGCGUCCAUCACAUCAAAAUCAAUGGCGGAGAGCGCAUCACCGUCGUCCAAACCCUCACCAAUGGAUCCUCAAAACCCUGCAAUCCCUUCCCCUUCCCACAAGAACACAGCUUCACCCUCGCUCCCUCUGCCCCCCGAAGAGCAGCAACAGCAACAGCAGUUGAACGUCCUCUCCUCGAGGAGAAACAGGGAUAAUACUGAAGGAAGCGCAUCACAUAACAGUGAACUGAAGACAAUGUCUGCUGAAUCGCCAAGUUCUAUUCGUAAAGUGGUUGUUCAUCUCAGAGCCACCGGUGAUGCUCCUAUUCUCAAACAAUCCAAGUUCAAGAUAGCAGGAACUGAUAAAUUCGUUAAAGUGAUAGACUUUCUUCGCCGGCAACUCCACAGGGAGACAAUGUUUGUGUAUGUCAAUAGUGCUUUUUCACCAAACCCUGAUGAGUUGGUCAUUGAUCUGUUUAAUUUGCUAAUAUUUCUCGCAAAUGUAAUAUUUGUCUCAUGUAUGUUGUGAGAAAGCAGCUGGGGAAAUAUUUCAGGUUUAUGCAGGACCGUAUGUUUAUGUGAUGAAAGUAAAUAUAUAGUGUUAAAAUUUGAUUCAGUAUUUGUUAGGAGUUGUUUUACCAUUUCUGUAUCUACCUUGUUUGUAAAAUGGAGAAAUAUAUUUUCAGCUCUCAACACGUAAUUGUUCAACCUCGUAAAAGGGAAUGAAACUAAGGAUCAUCGUGGAAUUCUGAUUUUGAAAUCCAAUAUCCGUUUUCUUUUCCUAUUUUCAAAUACUUUUCUUAUUCUACUAGAUGAGUGGUGACAUUAAAACCACUUGCCAUGUCAAGUGACAUAUUUUUCAUGUCAUGUAUAGAUCUGCAAGAGUGUGCUGAAAAUUUUUAAAAUUUCCUUAGCAUUUCUUUCUUUGAGUGAAUAUUCAGUCCAAAUUCUUUCAUGGAUUUUUGGUGUUGUUCCUUUCUUGUAUCUUUAAAGCACAUUGAUUUUAAUAUUUUAAAAUCAGUAUAUUUUGCACACGCAAUAGAAGAACAAUAAAAAAAAUCCAUUAGCGAAUCAAAAUUUGUAAAUAUUCUUGUUCUUCUCGGCCAUGCCAUCUUUUUCUCCGUAAGAAUAUUGUCUUAGCUGUAAUGUUCUAUAUUACAGGUGUUUAGAAAAAAUAUUUAGUAAUAUGGCACUAAAGUAUUCUAAUUAUGAUGUAGAUUGGUUUUGUAUCUCUUUAGAUAAACUGUACUUUUUAUGUAUUGGAUUGUCAUUGAGUUAUUU